UGUACAACAAUCAUCGUUUAUUCAGAUUGUACAAGAAAAGAUUCAAGGUUUCUUUAGGCGACUUGCAAUAUAUAAGUCACCGCCAAACUCGAGUUCUAGCGUCACUGUUACCUGGAGUCAGUGACAUUGCCACUUCGAGGUUUGUAUAGUUCAUUCGGGGAGACUAUAAUUUAUAGACGAACUAAUCAAAUAUAAGGUAAAUCUUGUAUUUUGACACAGACUUCAUUCGUCCAUCUGGCUGAAUGUCAUUUCGGCAGUUUAGAUGAUGCCACCUCGUGAUAAAAACUUUAAAUCUAGUUCAUGAUCCUAACCUUCAACUUCCUAGUCAACAGGUGAACAGUAUCUGGAUCACUUCAGCGUCGACCAAAGAUCGUCCGUAAAUUGAAGUCUCACCAUCGAUAUUCACCACCCAGUCACAUAUCGUAAACUGAGACUUGUUCAUGCGGGUUGGCUGUAUAUACACAGUGCAAAACAAGGAUUUAAUUUCCCACUUAGUGGCCUGUUUUCUCAGAAAAAAUAUUUUUAGAAGAUUUUUUAUACAGAUCCUUUGAAUCUAUCUAUACAAUCUCCCUGUUUGUUUGUAAAGUAAUAAGUUCUCUCUUUGGAUCUGAUACAUAUUACGUUUUAAAAGUGAGCCGCAACUAUAAUGAUAACAACGCUGAGAAGAUUUUCCAUCCGAUAUCGGGUUUAAUUUGACAAUUAAUGACAAACUCUAACGACUCAGAUCAUACUAUAAGCAUGAUUGAACUUCAUAGAACAAAUGGUACCAUUGUAAGAAAAAAUCACUGUGUCCAUAUAAUUAUUGUAACAGCCAAAACGUGCUAUGAACAAUGGCAGUACCGAGAUAUGGGUUUCCAAAUCGUUAUGUAGAAAAGUUCAUAUAUAAACAAAUUCAAGUACUUUCCGUUGACAUUUCUCUAGGUAAUCAACUAUUCGUAAAAUGUGUGAUGAGUAUGGCGGUGCAGAUGACUUUGAAUCAGAUGAAGAGCCUCUGGACGAGGUACCAGAAGAGGAUUUAGACACAAAACCUGAAGGUGUCACGUACAUAACAGCUGAUGAAGCGCCGCGCUUAUCAGGUCAAAAUAUGGCUGCCCCAGUAGAAAAAAGUAAACGGAUCACUACUCCAUAUCUUACGAAGUAUGAGCGUGCUAGAGUUUUAGGUGCACGAGCUCUGCAACUAUCAAUGUCUGCUCCCGUUAUGGUUGAACUGGAUGGUGAACGAGAUCCUCUAAAAAUUGCUGAAAAGGAAUUAAGGGCUAACAAGAUACCUAUCAUUAUUCGACGUUUCCUUCCUGAUGGGAGUUUUGAAGACUGGAGUUUGGAUGAACUUAUUUUGACAGAAUAAAUCCAUAUUUUUUGUUUUAUGCGUGACUUGGAUUGUUCGGUACCGCUGAUAAUCAUGUCUUUCGUCAGCAAUAUUAUCCGCUUUCUCUAAAAGGGAACUUGGUUUAUUUUCAUGGUCAGUCAUAAUCAAUGUACACAUGAGCACGAGCGUAAUUUAGUU
Schistosoma haematobium is the source of this 1504-nucleotide messenger RNA. RefSeq names its product DNA-directed RNA polymerases I, II, and III subunit RPABC2 (gene POLR2F). Gene Ontology annotation, biological process: DNA-templated transcription. Lineage: Eukaryota; Metazoa; Platyhelminthes; Trematoda; Strigeidida; Schistosomatidae. The coding region runs from base 941 to 1345 and encodes 134 amino acids. Gene Ontology annotation, molecular function: DNA-directed RNA polymerase activity; DNA binding. The record is from RefSeq and is a predicted model, not a curated record. The transcript is spliced from 4 exons. Gene Ontology annotation, cellular component: nucleus; RNA polymerase II, core complex.